Messenger RNA from Amphimedon queenslandica, 728 nucleotides. RefSeq lists its product as uncharacterized. The annotation marks the transcript as partial. The transcript has 4 exons. The record is from RefSeq and is a predicted model, not a curated record. NCBI's taxonomy places the organism in Eukaryota, Metazoa, Porifera, Demospongiae, Haplosclerida, Niphatidae.
UUUAUUAAAAAAGACUGCUCUCAUGCUGAAAGAGGACAAAAUAUUCUCUUUCGUUUCAAAGAUUAUGAUGGAUAUAUUGAAUUAAAGUUUGAUGCUCCACAAGAUGAGCCAUUCACUGGUUGGAGUAUUAAGCCUCACCUUAAGCCUUGUAGAUUUCUACGUUGUGAUGUUGAUAAGUUUGGUGAAGCUAAUUAUCCACUUCCUUCCACUUGUCUAAUAUCAGUAUAUGGGUCACCUGGUGCUGUACCAUCAUUGCACUAUUCUAUACCACUGGAUGGAGUGGCUGAUCCUAAGACAUUAUUCAUUCACCGAUCACUGAGAACUACUCCUUCAUUAACAAAUGAGUCAACGUCAGUACCUGAAACUAGUUCAUUUACAUCUGAAAUUGCUCAUAGAGUAAUGACAGAAUGUACUACAAUAAUAAAGAGUUGUGGGAUCAAUAUUCACUUCUUGGUUGACAAGUUGUUGGAGCACAAUAUUAUCAAUGCAAGAGAGAAAAGAGAAAUAACUGAUGGCUACACUAAACAAACUGCUGGUGAAAGAAUGGAUGAAUUGCUUCACAUCAUUUCAAGCUCUAUUAGUAUGGAUGGAAAAGUAUUUGGGAUAUUUUUAGAUAUACUCAGAAAGGAAGGUACUCUAAGAACUAUUGGACUAGCUGAUAAACUAAUGGAUAAAUAUAAAUCAAUAUAGAUGUUUUAUUCUUAUUAUUUUGUUGAUUUAUACAUUGU